Molecule: messenger RNA, 2043 nt
Organism: Salarias fasciatus (jewelled blenny)
Lineage: Eukaryota; Metazoa; Chordata; Actinopteri; Blenniiformes; Blenniidae
Gene: xkr4
Product: XK related 4
Exons: 4
Coding region: 188-2038 (616 amino acids)
Biological process (GO): engulfment of apoptotic cell; phosphatidylserine exposure on apoptotic cell surface; apoptotic process involved in development
Cellular component (GO): plasma membrane
Source: RefSeq, a predicted model, not a curated record
GCUCUCCCAUUUCACCUCUAUUCUGGAUGAUGAGCAGGCGGCCGUGUGGAGGAGCUAGUCCUGCCCAGAAAGGAGGAGGAGUAGGAGCGACACGCAGAAGGGUGUCGACGGAGCGAGGCAGGGGGACGCGGCAGGAGGAGGGAGGACCGGAGCGAACAUCUCCCUCUAAGAUUCCAACAGCCCGAUAAUGGCCGCCAAGUCGGACGGGGUCCUGAAGAUGAAGAAGAGCGACGUGGCCUUCACCCCCUUGCAGAACUCGGAGCACUCGGGCUCGGUGCAGGGGCUCCACCCGGGCGGCCUGCCGGACUCUGCGGGCACCGGGGAAGCGGACUUCGCCAACGGGGAGUCGCGGUGCUGCGGCGGCGGAGGCGCCACCUCGACGUGCCUUCGCCUGGGCAGGGCGCAGCAGAAGUACACGGUGUGGGACUGCUUGUGGAUCGUGGCCGCAGUGGCCGUGUAUCUAGCCGACGUCGGCACCGACGUGUGGCUCUCGGUCGACUACUACCUCCGCCGCGAGUACUGGUGGUUCGGCCUGACGCUCUUCUUCGUGGUGCUCGGCUCCUUCUCGGUCCAGCUCUUCAGCUUCAGGUGGUUCGUCCACGACUUCAGCACCGACGACGGGGCAGAUCCCGCCGCCGACUGCUCCCACAUGGACGGGAACAAGCUGCUGAGCGGCUCGGCCUCGCACGGCGACGUUACAGCCCAGCAUCACCCGGCCACGCCGCAGAGGCAGGCGUCGACCGCCAGCAAGAACACCACCACCAACAGCACGGCCAGCACGGCGCAGGGCGGCCGGGCCGCCAGGAGGUCCCCGUACUACUCCUUCUGCGUCUGGUUCGGACAGUCCCUCAUCCACAUCCUCCAGCUGGGCCAGAUAUGGAGGUAUUUACACACCAUCUACCUGGGAGUUCGGAGUCGUCAGAGCGCCGAGACGGAGCGCUGGCGUUACCACUGGAGGAUGGUGUACGAGUUUGCAGACGUCAGCAUGCUGCAUCUGCUGGCCACCUUCUUGGAAAGUGCUCCACAGUUGGUGCUGCAGCUGUGCAUCAUCAUACAGACACACAAACUCCAGGCUGUGCAAGGAAUGACUGCGGCGGCCUCCCUGGUCUCUCUGGCCUGGGCCCUUGCCUCCUACCAGAAGGCUUUACGAGAGUCUCGGGAUGACAAGAAGCCCAUCAGCUACCUGGCAGUCAUCAUCCAGUUCUGCUGGCACUUCUUCACCAUCGCAGCCAGGGUCAUCACCUUCGCCCUGUUCGCCUCCGUGUUCCAGCUUUAUUUUGGGAUCUUCAUCGUCCUGCACUGGUGCAUCAUGACCUUCUGGAUUGUCCACUGUGAGACAGACUUCUGCAUCAGCAAGUGGGAGGAGAUUGUGUUUGACAUGGUGGUGGGCAUAAUAUAUAUCUUUUCCUGGUUCAACGUCAAGGAGGGUCGGACGAGGUGUCGACUUUUCAUCUAUUACCUGGUGAUCCUGGUGGAAAACGCGGCUCUCAGUGCGUUGUGGUAUCUCUACCGGUUGCCCAGCACGACCGACGCCUUCGCAGUGCCGGCGCUCUGCGUCAUUUUCAGCAGUUUCCUCACCGGUGUGGUUUUCAUGCUCAUGUACUACGCCUUCUUCCAUCCCAACGGGCCCCGCUUCGGCCGCUCGCCCAGCGGACAGGGCCUGGACCUGGAUCCCACCGCGCAGUUCUCCACACUCCCAUCGGAAGGCGCCACCAACUCACUGCGCUCCAACCGAGGAGCCACCACCACCCUGGAGCGCGACAUGGGGAAGUACUCUGAGCGAGACGGCUGCAUGCCGGUCUUUCAGGUUCGACCCACAGUGCCAUCGACGCCGUCGUCUCGCGCUCCGCGCCUAGACGAGACCGUCAUCAAGAUCGACCUUUGUAGGAACCAUUACCCAGCCUGGGAACGCCACGUUCUCGACCGCAGUAUACGCAAAGCAAUCCUGGCCAUAGAUUGCUCCCUGACUCCUCCGCGGCUGCAGUAUAAAGAUGAUGCGCUGGUGCAGGAGCGCCUGGAGUACGAAACCACGCUAUAGUUCCC